Acaromyces ingoldii is the source of this 1544-nucleotide messenger RNA. RefSeq lists its product as hypothetical. The transcript has a single exon. The record is from RefSeq and is a predicted model, not a curated record. The coding region runs from base 361 to 1404 and encodes 347 amino acids. Lineage: Eukaryota; Fungi; Basidiomycota; Exobasidiomycetes; Exobasidiales; Cryptobasidiaceae.
CGCAAUCGCAGAAAGUGAGUGUUGAUGUUGGAAAUUUUUGUCAUUUCGAACCCCCGGACAUUGCAGCGCCAAACAAGGCCCGACAUGACAGGCGAAAGAAAGCACGACAGUUGGCGGAGCGGUGGUGGCACUUUCUGGGCUGAAGGCAGGGGAGGGGGGCCCUGGCCUUCAUAUAACAAGAGAUGAAACUCUCUACCUCUCCUCGAAACACCACCAACAGCGCCAUCAGUGCCCCGCUCUACCAGAGAGAGGACGUCUUUCAUCGUCAUGCAAGCACAAGGCCCUCUCGCUCCAGUGCUGGAGCAGCAGCCGGGGGCAUCGGCCUCUCAAUCCCGUAGGCGCCACCGGGCUUCCAUCUCGAUGGGCAAGACCCACUUCAAGCUCGCCCCAGGACUUGUGCAGCCACCUACAUCGCCGCGCCAGCCCAGGACACCGUCGACGUCGACGCCAUGGUACCUCUCAUCUGUCGAUGAGGCAAGAGAACACACGGAAGCGGCAGACGUCUACCAUCGGCACUGGAGAUCCUGGGUCAACGGCGGCAGCAAAGCAGCAGCAACAGCAACAGCGACAGCAGCAGGGACCUCGUCGUCAUUUGACGAAGUGCCGCGUGAUGCAACGCUCCCCAUCAUGUCGCGACUUCCUCUGCGCCCUGGCGAAAUCGAUGACAUCGCAGCGAACCCCACUGGGGGUUUGGACCUCGACUACCUGCGUGUGGAUGACGACAGCGAGGUGCCGGGUACGCACACCGAGCGCGCGGUCGCCUCCGAAAAGGGUCUCACCUACACGCGGGCCCGCCUGCCCGUGCUCGAUGAAGAAGGCGUGAACCUCUGGAGGUCGCUGCACGCUCUUCGGCCUCUCAGCGAAGAUUAUGCGGACGGCUACGGACAGCAGGAGACGAAGUCAAAGGCUGCCAGAUCCAUCGCACCGCAUCCCAUCUCGGCCGACAUGGACGAAGCCCAGUGCCCUGCAUUUGCAGACUCGUCGAGCGCCUCGUCGGCUCAGGCGCUCGCCCUCGUCAGACGCAUGUUCAACUGGUCCUCCCUCCCGCAGCUGCCCUUGGACGACGAGCACACGUUCUACGGCGUCUGCUUCCGCUCGAAGCGUAGGCAUGGAUCCGAGAACACCACCUUUUACGAGGACGAUCGACGGGCACACGAAGAGGCCGUCGAUGCUGGCGGUCUGCUGAUGUACUGGUACGGCCGUCCAAAUGCGACGACGGGCCACAAUCUGGCCAUGUGCAUCUGGACCAGCCGUCAAGACGCCCUUCAGGCCAGUUCGCUACCCCUCCACGCCAGGGCUGCCGCCCACAGCCGAAAGGCCUACGAGAGCUUCGAGCUGCACCGCUUCGCCGUCCGCAAGGUCCGUGGCGAGUCGAAGCUCCGUCUAGAGGAAUGGCUCGAAUAGACGAAACACGUCCUCCUACAUGCUCUCACCAACGAGAGAGUCAAAGAGUGACCCGACAUUCUUCUCUAGAGCUACCAAUAUCCAAUGCAUUUUGUACUAUUAUUAUCAGCACAUAGGUCUCUCUCAAAUUUCAAUGUGAA